GGCCCUGCUUGCUCGGAGACCUGUGGUGCGGAGAGCUACGGAUCAGCCAAAGGGAUCCAACCCUGCUCCUUGUGGCAGCCAUGAAGAGAAGCACCUUCCUCAUCCUCUCCCUCACAGGGUUCUACAGUGCCAUUCUCCAUACAGCAGCAUGGUCCGUGAAUAACUUCCUGAUGACAGGACCUAAGGCUUACCUGACGUACUCCAGCAGCGUGGCAGCCGGGGCACACAGUGGGAUGGAGGAGUGCAAGUUCCAGUUCGGGUGGGAGCGCUGGAACUGCCCCGAGAGCGCCCUGCAGCUCUCCACACACAACCGGCUCCGCAGCGCGACCCGGGAAACAUCCUUUGUACACGCCAUCAGCUCUGCUGGUGUCAUGUACACCCUCACCAGGAACUGCAGCCUGGGGGACUUCGAGAGCUGCGGCUGUGACGACUCCAGGAACGGCCGUGUGGGUGGCCGAGGCUGGGUCUGGGGAGGAUGCAGCGACAACGUGGAGUUUGGGGAGAAGGUUUCCAAGCUCUUUGUGGACGCCUUGGAAACAGGACACGACACCCGUGCGCUGAUCAACCUGCACAACAAUGAAGUCGGGAGACUUGCGGUGAAAGACACGAUGAAACGAGCCUGCAAGUGCCACGGGGUGUCGGGCAGCUGCAGCAUCCAGACCUGCUGGCUCCAGCUCGCCGAGUUCCGUGAGAUCGGGAACUACCUGAAGAUAAAAUACGACCAAGCCCACAAGCUGGAGAUGGACAAGCGGCGGGUGAGGGCCGGCAACAGCGCCGACAGCCGCGGUGCCACGGCACAGACCUUCCACCACGUCCACGCCACGGAGCUCGUCUUCCUGGAGGACUCCCCCGACUACUGCACGAGGAACGCCAGCCUGGGCCACCACGGCACCGAGGGCCGCGAGUGCCUGCAGACCGGCAAGAACCUCUCCCAGUGGGAGAAGAGGAGCUGCCGGCGGCUCUGCACCGAGUGCGGGCUCCGGGUGGAGGAGCGGAGGACGGAGGUGGUGUCCAGCUGCAACUGCAAGUUCCACUGGUGCUGCACCGUGCGCUGCGAGCAGUGCCGGACGCUGGUGGCCAAGCACUUCUGCACCCGCCGCGACAGCGCCGCCGCCCCCAACCACAUCAGGCAGAGGAACAGAGGCCACAAGAGAUAAGGGGCGGCCACGGCACCCCAGGGGGACGCUUUGGGGCCCUCACGCUGGGGAAGGAGCGUCCUGGGCUCUGCAGGGCUCAGCGGGCACCGUGCCAGGGGAUGGGGUCUCCUGUGGAUGGACGCAGUGAGACCGGGAAGCACAAGGCACGGGCGCUGAGGGGCCACGGUCCUUCCUGCUUCCAUGUUUUUUCCUCAGUAUUUACCAGUAGCUUCUUUCUUGUUGGGAGUCACUUUAUCUGUGAGACAGAGAGAAGAGUUUCACGUUUUAGGUGGGCCCAACCCCUUGUGCCCCUGCCAGCGGGUCUGCCAGUGCCAGCGGUGGGGCACCAGCCCUGCAGCCAGACAGUUGGG
Molecule: messenger RNA, 1507 nt
Organism: Pipra filicauda (Wire-tailed manakin)
Lineage: Eukaryota; Metazoa; Chordata; Aves; Passeriformes; Pipridae
Gene: WNT8A
Product: Wnt family member 8A
Exons: 6
Coding region: 81-1157 (358 amino acids)
Biological process (GO): neuron differentiation; canonical Wnt signaling pathway; multicellular organism development
Cellular component (GO): extracellular region
Molecular function (GO): cytokine activity; frizzled binding
Source: RefSeq, a predicted model, not a curated record